AACUCAUCUAACGAUCACUAUAUCAUCUCUCAAUUAUCUUUAUAUUACACCUUCGUUCACUGAAUAAUACUCUCUCUCUAUCUCUCCAAGUUUAAAGACCUCUUCUUUCCCGAUCAAAAACCCUGUUUAGGGUUUAUACACUUUCUCAACAUUUCAAGGCUGCAGCUAUGGCUUUCUUCAGUAAAGUUGGGAAUAUACUCAAACAGAGCGUGAGCAAGCAGAUGACCUCGCAAAUUACAGUAUCUAACCCCUCUAUUUAUCAGGCUCUAAGAUGCAUGUCAUCUUCAAAAGUCUUUGUUGGAGGUCUCUCGUAUGCUGUAGAUGACACAUCCUUAAGGGAACAUUUUUCUCAAUAUGGUGAAGUUGUUGAAGCUAGAGUCAUUGUUGAUCGUGAGCAGAAUAGAUCAAGGGGUUUUGGUUUUGUUACAUUUACUUCUAGUGAAGAGGCUUCCAGUGCUAUCCAGGCUUUGGAUGGACAGGAUAUGCAUGGCCGUAGGGUGAGGGUCAACUAUGCAACUGAUAGAGCACCAAGACCAUUUGGUGGGGGCGGCGGCUACGGUGGCGGCGGCUAUGGUGGUGGAGGUGGUUAUGGUGGUGGUGGCGGUGGCUAUGGCGGAGGGCAAAAUUACGGUGGUGGCGGUUAUGGUGGAGGGCAAAAUUAUGGUGGGGGCGGUUAUGGUGGGGGCGGUUAUGGUGGAGGGCAAAACUAUGGAGGAGGAAACGCUGGGGGCUAUGCUCCAAGUGGACAGUAUGGUGGUAGUGGUGGAGGCGGUGGAAGUUAUGGUGUUGCUGGUGGAGUUGGUGGAAGUGAUUCCUACUUCGGUGGUGGUGCCGCUGGUGGUAAUGUCACCGCUGAGACUGGCUUCGGUAGCAGUGGACUUGAAAAUGGUACAGCAGACCAAUUUGACAGCAACUCAAACAGUGGCAUCGGUGGUGAUGUUGGUGACUUCGAGUCUAAGGGUCCCCUGGAAGAGAACUUUAGGGAUGAUGAGCCUGAUGAUUUCGCGAAGAGGGCUUGAUCUUUUCUUAGGUUACAACAAGUCUGAGUGCUGGCAACAUGUGAAGAACAUAAAUUUGAUUCCUGCAACAAAUAUGCUGUCGGACAUUCAUUUUACUGCUAGGACGGACUAUCUUGAGUAUAAUUUAUUUUUCUAUUAUCUACUCGUUUAUCUUUGUCAUCGUUGAAGACUUCUAGUUUUUGGUCGCUUGAAGUUGGAGCUGGGGAACUUGUUGAACUCUUUGCAAUGAUAAUUUUAAUGUCAGUUUUCCCUAA
Beta vulgaris subsp. vulgaris (sugar beet) is the source of this 1273-nucleotide messenger RNA. RefSeq names its product glycine-rich RNA-binding protein 2, mitochondrial. The transcript has 5 exons. Gene Ontology annotation, molecular function: RNA binding. The record is from RefSeq and is a predicted model, not a curated record. NCBI's taxonomy places the organism in Eukaryota, Viridiplantae, Streptophyta, Magnoliopsida, Caryophyllales, Amaranthaceae. Bases 168 to 1019 code for a protein of 283 amino acids.